AUGAACAGUCGACUACAAGAAAUUCGUGAAAAGCAGAAACGUAGACGGUCUCUUUUAGCUCAGCAGCUUGGUGCUAAAAGUGCGGACUCAAUCGGAGCGGUCCUAAAUAGCAAAGAGGAACAAAAGGAGAUAGAGGAAACGAGAGAAACAUGCAGAGCUUCAUUUGACACUUCAAUCUUGUCAUCAAAAAGAAAGACACUCACUGAGGGUGAAGAGACUGAGGAAGAUGCGGAAGAACAAAAAGAAGAAAUUGAGAUACCGCAGCCUGAUGAGAGCAACCCAUAUGAGGAGGUGUACAAGGAUUCAAGCACUUUUCUUAAGGGAACACAAAGUCUAAACCCUCAUAAUGACUAUUGUCAGCACUUUGUGGACACGGGACAUAGGCCACAAAACUUUAUCAGGGAUGUAGGCCUGGCAGAUCGAUUUGAAGAGUAUCCAAAGCUGCGAGAGUUGAUUCGACUUAAAGAUGAGCUCAUUUCGAGUACCAACACUCCACCAAUGUACCUCCAAGCUGACCCAGAGAACUUUGAUCUGCAAGAUUUGAAAUGUAAAUUCGAUGUCAUCCUACUAGAACCUCCUUUGGAAGAAUACUACAGAGAGUCUGGCAUCAGCCACACAGAGCGGUUUUGGACAUGGGAUGAUAUUAUGAAGUUGGAAAUUGAAGAGAUAUCAGCUCUUCGCUCGUUUGUGUUUCUGUGGUGUGGGUCUGGAGAAGGAUUAGAUCUCGGAAGAAUGUGUUUGAGAAAAUGGGGAUUUAGACGAUGUGAAGAUAUCUGUUGGAUAAAGACAAACAAGAACAACCCUGGCAAGACAAAGGCACUGGACCCCAAAGCAGUGUUCCAAAGGACCAAAGAGCACUGUUUGAUGGGAAUCAAAGGCACUGUUCGUAGAAGCACCGAUGGUGAUUUCAUCCAUGCCAAUGUUGACAUUGACCUUAUCAUCACAGAAGAACCUGAGAUGGGAAAUGUAGAGAAACCAGUAGAGAUCUUCCAUAUCAUUGAACAUUUCUGUUUGGGACGGAGGAGGUUGCACUUGUUUGGAAGAGACUCCACUAUAAGGCCAGGCUGGCUCACAGUUGUACAGAGGAAAUUGAGCGUCUGCGUCCUAAAUCUCCAGCUAAACUCAAGUCCGACCGAGGUGGUGGGGCUCCUAGAGGAGGUCGUGGUGGGCCCAACACUGGAAGAGGAGGAGAUAGAGGACGAGAAAGAAACCGACCAAAUUUCCGUGGUGAUCGGGGUGGCUUCAGGGGUAGAGGAGGUCCACACAGGGGAUUUCCACCACGUUAGAUAA
Molecule: messenger RNA, 1290 nt
Organism: Knipowitschia caucasica
Lineage: Eukaryota; Metazoa; Chordata; Actinopteri; Gobiiformes; Gobiidae
Source: the annotation of a GenBank genome assembly